This is a messenger RNA of Cylicocyclus nassatus, 363 nucleotides long. The record is from the annotation of a GenBank genome assembly. Lineage: Eukaryota; Metazoa; Nematoda; Chromadorea; Rhabditida; Strongylidae.
GGUUCGAUACACUCAACCAAUGUAGUGAAGGUGUAGAAAUGUCCUGGCAUGAGGAUGGAAAUCGGAAUCAACGUCUCUUCAAAGUUGUAGAUUUUUGCUAUGUUCUGGAAAGCUUGCGAAUCGACGACUCUGAUCGUGCCUUGUUCAGUUCCAAGCACGAGCACGUCUAUGCUGUCCAUUGCUGACUUGGUCAUGGAAGCGAGACAGAGCCCUCCUCAGCUUCUGGGAGCCACACUGGCAAUUGCGAGCUCGAUUACGUUCACUACGAAGACUUUGUUGCUAGUUAUAAGUCUUUUUUUGAACACAUGCGAUUAUGUGGUCUAUCGUAUGACUAUCGUAAUCCCUCUAUUACUAUUCUGGACU